AUGUUUGACAGCUCGCAGUAUCCCUACAACUGCUUCAACUACGACGCCGACGACUUCCCGGCCGGCAGCUCCGACGAGGAGAAGCGCCUCACGCGGCCCGCGUACAGCUACAUCGCGCUGAUCGCCAUGGCCAUCCAGCAGAGCCCCGAGGGCCGCGUGACCCUGGCGGGCAUCUACGACUUCAUCAUGCGCGAGUUCCCCUACUACCGCGCCAACCAGCGCGCCUGGCAGAACUCCAUCCGCCACAACCUGUCGCUCAACAGCUGCUUCCUCAAGGUGCCCCGGGCCGAGGGCCGCGAGAAGGGCAAGGGGAGCUACUGGACCUUCGCCAGCGGCUGCGAGUCGCUGCUGGACCUCUUCGAGAACGGGAACUACCGGCGCCGGCGCCGACGGCGCGGCCCCCAGCGGGGCUCGCGGGACGCGGGGGCUCCAGGCGCCGGGCCCGCGGGGCGAUCCUGCGGUCCGCCCGAGCCGGCUGGCGCCCCUGAGUCCCCGGGCCCCAGCCGCCAGCCUGCGCUCCCGACCCCCGCCAGCCCCACCGCACUGGGGGAGGCGGAGCCCCGGGCCAUCAAGUUUAGCAUCGACUACAUCCUCUCCUCCCGCGGGCCGGGGUCGCCCCAUCCGGAGCAGGAGAGCAAACACUCUCGGCUGGGGGCCCAGGAAAUGAGCUUCCAGCUUUGGACAAUGUGA
Molecule: messenger RNA, 690 nt
Organism: Orycteropus afer afer
Lineage: Eukaryota; Metazoa; Chordata; Mammalia; Tubulidentata; Orycteropodidae
Gene: FOXL3
Product: forkhead box L3
Exons: 3
Coding region: 1-690 (229 amino acids)
Biological process (GO): anatomical structure morphogenesis; cell differentiation; regulation of transcription by RNA polymerase II
Molecular function (GO): DNA-binding transcription factor activity, RNA polymerase II-specific; RNA polymerase II cis-regulatory region sequence-specific DNA binding
Source: RefSeq, a predicted model, not a curated record